This is a messenger RNA of Adineta steineri, 1266 nucleotides long. The record is from the annotation of a GenBank genome assembly. Lineage: Eukaryota; Metazoa; Rotifera; Eurotatoria; Adinetida; Adinetidae.
AUGUAUAAUUCCAAUCAUAAUCCCGCAUCAGAAACAACUCGUCUUAAUCCUGGUAAACCAAUGGCAAUAAAUCUUACUUCUUAUACUGUAUGUCAUCCACAAGAAUUAUAUUUAGACAAUCUAGUUAUACAAUAUCAUAACAAAUUUACUUCUAAAGAGUCUCAAGCAUGUUUUCUUAUUGAAAAUCUUGAUGGUGGAUCAUGGUGGUCAUAUGUAACGCAUGAAUUUGCUGAAAUUCUUACUCAUUUAAAGCAACUUAGUAUUGAAUCAAAUAUAACAUAUCUACCUUUUCCUGAACAAACCAAACUUACGCUUCAAACAAAUCUAAAGAAAUAUUUUUUAAAUGCUUGUGAUAUUGAUACAACACUUCCAAAAGAAAAACAACGACCAAUUAUUAUUCUUCUAUGGGAUAUCAAUCGACUUUUAUGGCAUCGAAUGCGUCGACAAUGGGAGGAUUUAUUAUCCACAACUCGAACACGUCUUAUAGUUUUCGUAGAUGAUCUACAUUUUACAUCAAAAUUAAUGUUUACUAGUCGACAAUUCAUAUUUCAAUCUGUAGCAACAGAAAUUCUUGCAACAUAUCCAUAUCUUUUUCAGAAUUAUUAUACAGAUAUAUCACCAAGUAAAAUCAUUUGGGUACCACAUGCAGCAUCAACGCUAACAAAUCGUACAAUAAAUGAAACGGCUGAAAAUGUUCUUUUUGUCUCAGGUGCAAGUAUGCGUGAUUGGUAUCCAUGUCGUGCACAUGGAUUUGAUGUUUGUCGUAAGCGGAAAGAUCUAGCAUCUUGUUUAAAACAUCCUGGCUAUGGUCCAACAAUGAUGAAGAGUGAUUCAUAUUACUAUGGUGGUGAAAGAUAUUUUUCUUAUAUGAGAAAAUAUGUAUUUGGUCUUGGUACAUGUGUAUCCGUACAUUAUGCUAUAGCAAAAUUAUUUGAAAUACCAGCCAAUGGUCUUGUACUUGUAACAACAGAUGAUAUGGUACCUAUACUUAAAAGUCUUCAUCUUAAUCAAGAUGAACAUUUUCUAACUAUUAAUUGUUCAUCAAUUAGUAGUCUAAAGAAUGAAAUUAUUCGUAUACAAAAUAUGUCGAAAGAAAAUCUAACUCAGAUAAGACAAAAAAGUCAAGAGAUUGUAUAUCAACGACAUUUAACAAAACAUCGUGCUGAAUUAAUACAUGUUCGUCUAUUGUCUCAAGCAUUACUUGCUACACCUGCCCCUGCUGAAGGCAAUAUACAAUGGGAGCAAUGGGGACGGAACUGUCGUUAG